AUGGCGGAUCCGGAAGGAGAGUCACUGGAGUCAUGGCUGAACAAAGCCACAAAUCCAUCCAACAGACAAGAGGAGUGGGAGUACAUCAUUGGGUUCUGUGAUCAAAUCAAUAAGGAACUUGAGGGCCCACAGAUAUCUGUCCGGUUAUUAGCACAUAAAAUCCAGUCACCACAAGAAUGGGAGUCAUUACAAGCACUAACGGUUUUGGAAGCUUGCAUGAAGAACUGUGGGGGAAGGUUUCAUAAUGAAGUUGGAAAAUUUCGAUUUUUAAAUGAACUCAUAAAAUUAGUUUCACCUAAGUAUUUGGGAGACAGAGUAUCUGAAAGAGUGAAGACUAAAGUAAUAGAGCUGCUCUACAACUGCUCAGUUGCUUUACCAGAUGAGGCAAAAAUCGCAGAAGCCUAUCACAUGCUAAAGAAGCAAGGCAUUGUAACAAAAGACCCAGAAGUUCAUGUGGAUAGGACCCUUAUUCCUUCGCCAAAGACCAAAAAUCCAGUGUUUGACAAUGAAGAAAAGAGUAAGCGUCUUGCAGAACUUCUUAAGAGUAAGAAACCAGAGGAUCUUCAAGAAGCCAACCGCAUCAUCAAGAACAUGGUCAAAGAGGAUGAGGCUUUACAGCAAAAAGUUUCCAAUCGUGUCAGCACCCUAGAGAAGGUGAACAACAGUGUGAAGCUCCUUAAUGAGAUGCUAAGCCAUUUCAAAACGGAUGAGUCAACACAAGAAGACAAAGAACUUUUAAAGGACCUUUAUAAUGACUGUGACAACCUUAGAACUGCUGUCUUCAGACUCGCCACCGAGACAGAGGAUGAUGACAGUGCCUUAGGUGAUAUUUUGCACGCUAGUGAUGAUCUCUCACGAGUAAUCAACUCCUAUAAGAAGAUUGUUGAAGGACAGACCAUUGUGAUUGACGUACCAGCAUCAACACCCUCAGGAUGUAUCAAUGACAGAAGCUCUUCUGAGAUCUUGAUUGAUUUAGCAGAUUUGGGAUCAGGAACUCCUUCACCCCUCCGCCAUGGCUUGACUCCACCUCAGCACUCAGAUUCUCCAGCAGCUGACCUUCUCACUCUUACGUCUUUAAUGGGAGCUCAACCUUCCUCUUCCAACACGUCAUCAGGAUCCUCAAGUUUCCAAACCAGUCCUCCAUCAAGCCAGCUUCCCAGCAGUCUGUCUCUUUUAGAUGAAGAACUUGGCUCUUUUGGCCUUGGUAGUCUGGAUUCAAACUCAAGGACAUCUGCAGAAAAGACUACAAAGGAAGCUCAAAGCAAUCAGUGGAUUUCUUCACAAAUUUCAAAUCCAGUGACUGACUUCCUCUGCAGCUCUACUCCCUUAAAUCCUCCUAACUCAGCAGCACCACCUACAUCUAAAACUACCUCAAUAACUGACUUUGAAAACUCUCUCCAACAGAGCUUCAAAGAUCUUGUGCUGCUGGACCUGGACAAGACUAAAAG
Messenger RNA from Danio rerio (zebrafish), 1448 nucleotides. It is a transcript of the gene gga3a, whose product is annotated as golgi associated, gamma adaptin ear containing, ARF binding protein 3a. Gene Ontology annotation, molecular function: ubiquitin binding; phosphatidylinositol binding; small GTPase binding. Gene Ontology annotation, biological process: protein transport; intracellular protein transport; vesicle-mediated transport. Gene Ontology annotation, cellular component: Golgi apparatus; membrane; early endosome membrane. The record is from RefSeq and is marked validated. NCBI's taxonomy places the organism in Eukaryota, Metazoa, Chordata, Actinopteri, Cypriniformes, Danionidae.